GGAGAGAGAAGUUAUACAGAGAGGCGAAGGAGGAGGAGGAGAGAGAGAUCGAGCUGGUGAAGUCAGUGGCAAUCAUAAUGGCGCACUCGUGGCAUUCCAUGGCGGCUGUGGCGGUCUGCCUGGCGAUGGCGGUUCUUCUUCGGAACGAUGUCGCGCAUAUCGAUGCCCAAGACGUCCCGCCCGAAGUGAGCAUUGAUGGUGUCUCGUUCGAAGGCACCGGAUGCGACGGAAGUAACCCUGUGCUCCCAGGAGGCCUCGCCCCUGAUAAGAAGUCGGUCACUUUCAAUUUCACGGUGAUCUUAGGAGUCCGCCGCAAGAGCUACUGUUACAUAAAACUGCAGCUGAAGUCGACGGACGGCUGGAAAUUGGAGAGCGCAGAGACCAUAGGGCGGGGAUUCGCGGAUCUUGACGCGGGUGUCGAGGGCAGCCAUAGCCUGACGACGUCCAUUUCUGGACUUACCCUCGACCCGAACGAGAGCAAGAAGAUGACGGAGAUACUUGGCCCUUUCACGGGUAACUAUGAAGUGAACGAGAAGCUUUUUCGGCACAGUGAAGCGUGUACCGUGGAGAACGAAGUCAACAUCAAGUCUCUUCUGGAAGUCAGGGGAACUGAGGGAGCCAAGGGAAUCAUGAGCGUCGAGGUGAAGAUCAAGUGGGUCUGGGAGGCAUGUUAAGGGUGAGAGAGAGAGAGAGAGAGAGAGAGAGAGAGAGAGAGAGAGAGAGAGAGAGAGAGAGAGAGAGAGAGAGAUCCGGAUCAUGCCGGGAUUGCUUUGAAGAUUCAUCCGCGAAAGUCGAUACUGAUCAAGGUCGUCAGUGUCCAGCAGUGCGGAUCAGAUCUCGUGCGAAGGAGAUGGUGAGUGUUUCUUGUCGGGAUUGGGAUUGAGACUGUAACAAACUGUCAGAGAAUUA
Chara braunii is the source of this 909-nucleotide messenger RNA. Lineage: Eukaryota; Viridiplantae; Streptophyta; Charophyceae; Charales; Characeae. The record is from the annotation of a GenBank genome assembly.